Fukomys damarensis (Damara mole-rat) is the source of this 2275-nucleotide messenger RNA. RefSeq names its product cyclin C (gene Ccnc). Bases 533 to 1129 code for a protein of 198 amino acids. The transcript has 13 exons. Gene Ontology annotation, biological process: positive regulation of transcription by RNA polymerase II. The record is from RefSeq and is a predicted model, not a curated record. Gene Ontology annotation, cellular component: nucleus; mediator complex. NCBI's taxonomy places the organism in Eukaryota, Metazoa, Chordata, Mammalia, Rodentia, Bathyergidae. Gene Ontology annotation, molecular function: cyclin-dependent protein serine/threonine kinase regulator activity.
UAACACAGUCCAAUGUUGCCAGCCGGCGUUGAGGAGAAGAGGGUGCCGUCGUCUUCCUCUCCCAGUUGCCGCCGCGGAGAGGAGCUUAGCUGAUCAGGUCGAGGAGCGCGGUUACCCGACGGGCCGGGUCUAUGGUCGCUCCGCGGGCCGCUCCGCCGGCUGGUGCUUUUUUAUCAGGGCAAUCUGCGCUCCAUGGCAGGGAACUUUUGGCAGAGCUCCCACUAGAUUGGUGUCUGUUCAUUCAUUUUUUUCCACCCUUUGCUUGAAGAGGAAAAGAAACAAUGUACUUGGAGACCUGUUUUCCAAAAGUUUGCAGUGGAUUUUGGAUAAACAAGAUCUGUUGAAGGAGCGCCAGAAGGAUUUAAAGUUUCUCUCAGAAGAAGAAUAUUGGAAAUUACAGAUAUUUUUUACAAAUGUUAUCCAAGCAUUAGGUGAACAUCUUAAAUUAAGACAACAAGUUAUUGCCACUGCUACAGUCUAUUUCAAGAGAUUCUAUGCCAGGUAUUCUCUGAAAAGUAUAGACCCUGUAUUAAUGGCUCCUACAUGCGUGUUUUUGGCAUCCAAAGUGGAGGAAUUUGGGGUAGUCUCAAAUACAAGACUGAUUGCUGCUGCUACUUCUGUAUUAAAAACUAGAUUUUCAUAUGCCUUCCCAAAGGAAUUUCCUUAUAGGAUGAAUCAUGUACUAGAAUGUGAAUUCUAUCUUUUAGAACUAAUGGAUUGUUGCUUGAUAGUGUAUCAUCCUUAUAGACCUUUGCUCCAGUAUGUGCAGGACAUGGGCCAAGAAGACAUGUUGCUUCCCCUUGCAUGGAGGAUAGUGAAUGAUACCUACAGAACGGAUCUUUGCCUACUGUAUCCUCCUUUCAUGAUAGCUUUAGCUUGUCUACAUGUAGCCUGUGUGGUACAGCAGAAAGAUGCCAGGCAGUGGUUUGCUGAGCUUUCUGUGGAUAUGGAGAAGAUUUUGGAAAUAAUCAGGGUUAUUUUAAAACUAUAUGAGCAGUGGAAGAAUUUUGAUGAGAGAAAAGAGAUGGCAACUAUUCUUAGUAAGAUGCCAAAACCAAAACCACCUCCAAACAGUGAAGGAGAGCAGGGUCCAAAUGGAAGUCAGAACUCUAGCUACAGCCAAUCUUAAAACAUUCCGAAGAAUUCCAUAGUGGACCUCUUGGAAAUAAACCAUUGGACAGAUUUCAGUAAUGUCUUCAGUGGAACACAAAUGAAAAUGAAUAGCUUGUUUCUGUCAAGCAAUAUUGGGAAGUGAUUUUAUUUUUGCAAAAUAAGUUUUUCUUUACCUAGUUUGAUUUUAAUACAUAAUUGAUUAAAAUCUCUUCAUUAUAAAAGUUUAGAAAGGUUCUGAGGGAACCAACAGGCAGACAUACAUAGGCAUCUCAAAAUUAGUAGCUUUUGCUUAGUAUACUACUUAAUUUGGAUAAUAAAAACUGGCUUUUUAUUAAGUCAGGAAACAAAACAUGAUUUAUUUAAAUUUUUCUUUGGUCAUUGAGGGACCAAAAAAGGACAUAAAAAGGUCAAUAUAUGAGGGUUUUUAAUCCCCUCUGUAGGUUAAACUUUAAAACUAUUUAAGGAAUCAAACCUUACAAAAUCCUAGAAGUAAUCAGGGAAAUUAAUCAAGUACUUACUGAUUUUUAAAAUAUAUUUUAUUAAGUCGUUUUGGUAUCUUGCCAUGGAAGAUACUAGCCCUGUCUAGCAGAAGAGUGCAAUAUGUAUAGCCUAAUUUUGACAUUUUAAAAGUUAUGUUAAUUCCAUAAGUAUUUUGAAAUACUGGGCAAAUUGUAAAAAGCGAUCCAUGUCAAGUUAUUUGCAACUAACUUGCAGUUAAACAGGCAUUUUGAAAAUUUAAUUGAAUAAAAUAUCAUAAUAAGGUUAAAAUUUGGUAAAUUUUUUGUUAAUUUUUAAUCUGUGAAAAGUUUUUAAAAUAAAAUUAAUACACCCGAGUUUAAUUUUUGUGUCUUAGUGUGGACAUAUACAUCCAUUGCAGGUAUCCUGAGCCAGAAUACAAUCAGGUUUCAGGCCAGUUUGAUACUGGCUAUUAACUCUCACAAGUGUAGGAUUUCAGACUAAAUGUUAUGUCAGUGGGACUGUGCUGUCUGUGAAACCUAAUAAAUUAAUCAUUUUCUUCAUACUUGAAGGAGACUGAUGAAUAAAACUUGGAGUCAUAGGAUAUUAAUGUACGAUUUAAGGAUUAAACAUUUUUAUAGCUUAAUUGUGAACAAUGGAUUAUUCAGUGUUGACAUCCUAGUAUAAAACAAGAAUAAAAGUACAU